This is a messenger RNA of Komagataella phaffii GS115, 540 nucleotides long. RefSeq lists its product as uncharacterized. Gene Ontology annotation, molecular function: protein binding; L-methionine (R)-S-oxide reductase activity. Gene Ontology annotation, cellular component: cytosol. Lineage: Eukaryota; Fungi; Ascomycota; Pichiomycetes; Pichiales; Pichiaceae. The record is from RefSeq and is a predicted model, not a curated record. Bases 1 to 540 code for a protein of 179 amino acids. The transcript has a single exon.
AUGGGUGAAAUUCAUCAUGCAGAGUACGCCAAUUUUUCUUCCUCGGAUAAAAGAGAAGCUUUAGAGCAAGUUCUUCAGUCCUACGAUGCGCUCGUCGAAGGUCAGACAAAUUGGGUGUGCAAUCUGUCCAACGCUUCGUCGCUUAUUUGGCACGCAUACCAGUCAUUAAAUGUUCCUGUUAACUGGGCAGGGUUCUACGUGUUAAACCCUGAGGUUCCAGGAGAAUUGAUUCUGGGUCCAUUUCAAGGCAAGGUUGCCUGUCAGACCAUCAAAAUUGGCCAUGGAGUCUGUGGAACUGCAGUAUCUCAAUCUGAGACCCAAGUUGUUCCCGAUGUUAACAAGUUCCCUGGGCACAUUGCUUGUGAUGGAGAAACUCAAAGUGAAAUUGUCGUCCCUAUAAUUUCAUCCAACUCAAGUGGAGAAAAGACCGUUCAAGGAGUACUGGACAUAGAUUGUCUAGCGUUACAAGGGUUUGACUCUAUUGACCAAGAAAUACUUGAAAAAAUUGUUAACCGUAUUGCUCAAACAUGCAAGUGGUAG